Molecule: messenger RNA, 4653 nt
Organism: Canis lupus familiaris (dog)
Lineage: Eukaryota; Metazoa; Chordata; Mammalia; Carnivora; Canidae
Gene: CPT1A
Product: carnitine palmitoyltransferase 1A
Biological process (GO): carnitine metabolic process; fatty acid metabolic process
Cellular component (GO): mitochondrion
Molecular function (GO): carnitine O-palmitoyltransferase activity
Source: RefSeq, marked validated
GCGGCGUCGGGUGCACUCGGCCUCGCCCGCGGCCCUCCAGCCCCCGGCUCUCGCUCGCUGAGCGCUCAGUGCGCCGCCGCCUCCGCCGCCUCCGCCUCCGCCGCCGCCGCCGCGCCUCCGUUCGCUGACUCGGAGAUUGCCGAAGAUGGCGGAAGCUCACCAAGCCGUGGCCUUCCAGUUCACUGUCACCCCAGACGGUAUCGACCUGCGGCUGAGCCAUGAAGCUCUUAAGCAAAUCUAUCUGUCUGGACUACAUUCCUGGAAGAAGAAGUUCAUCAGAUUCAAGAAUGGCAUCAUCACUGGCGUGUACCCGGCGAGCCCCUCCAGUUGGCUCAUCGUGGUGGUGGGUGUGAUGUCAACCAUGUAUGCCAAGAUCGACCCCUCGCUGGGAAUAAUUGCAAAAAUCAAUCGGACCCUUGACACUACGGGCUACAUGUCCAGCCAGACAAAGAACGUGGUCAGCGGCAUCCUCUUCGGCACGGGCCUGUGGGUGGCCCUCAUCAUCACCAUGCGCUACUCCCUCAAAGUGCUGCUCUCGUACCACGGCUGGAUGUUCGCCCAGCAUGGCAAGAUGAGCCGCGCCACCAAGAUCUGGAUGGGUAUGGUCAAGAUCUUUUCCGGCCGAAAACCUAUGUUAUACAGCUUCCAGACGUCACUGCCACGCCUGCCAGUCCCGGCCGUUCAGGACACCGUGAACAGGUAUCUGGAAUCGGUGAAGCCUCUGAUGAAGGAAUCAGACUUUAAACGGAUGACGGUCCUUGCUCAAGAUUUUGCUGUCAGCCUCGGACCCAAGUUGCAGUGGUAUCUGAAGUUAAAGUCCUGGUGGGCCACAAACUAUGUGAGCGACUGGUGGGAAGAGUACAUCUACCUGCGGGGACGAGGGCCACUGAUGGUGAACAGCAACUACUAUGCCAUGGACUUGCUGUACGUCUUACCCACUUCGAUUCAGGCAGCGAGAGCGGGCAACGCCAUCCAUGCCAUUCUGCUCUAUAGACGGAGGCUGGACCGGGAAGAGAUCAAGCCGAUUCUUCUUUUGGGAUCCACAGUUCCUCUGUGCUCUGCUCAGUGGGAGCGAAUGUUUAAUACCUCGCGGAUCCCAGGAGAGGAGACGGACACCAUCCAGCACAUCAGAGAUAGCAAGCACAUCGUCGUGUUCCACAAAGGGCGGUACUUCAAGGUCUGGCUCUACCACGACGGCCGGCUCUUGAAGCCCCGGGAAAUUGAGCAGCAGAUGCAGAGGAUUCUGGACGACCCGUCGGAGCCUCAGCCUGGGGAGGCCAAGCUGGCGGCCCUCACUGCGGGAGAAAGAGUACCCUGGGCCAAGUGUCGCCAAGCCUAUUUUGGACGUGGGAAAAACAAGCAGUCCCUUGAUGCUGUGGAAAAAGCAGCAUUUUUCGUGACACUAGACGAAACAGAACAAGGGUAUAGGAAGGAAGACCCAGAUGCAUCGAUGGAUAGCUAUGCCAAGUCUCUCCUUCAUGGCAGGUGUUUUGACAGGUGGUUCGAUAAGUCUUUCACGUUCAUUGUCUUCAAAAAUGGGAAGAUGGGCAUGAACGCAGAGCACUCCUGGGCUGAUGCGCCCAUUGUCGGGCACCUGUGGGAGUACGUCCUGGCCACUGACUGCUUUCAGCUGAGCUAUGCAGAGGACGGCCACUGCAAGGGCGACCCCAACCCGAACAUUCCAUACCCCACCCGGCUGCAGUGGGACAUCCCAGAGGAAUGUCAAGAGGUGAUAGAGACUGCCCUGAGCAGUGCAACCCUGCUGGCGAACGAUGUGGAUUUCCAUUCUUUCCCUUUCCACACCUUUGGCAAAGGGCUGAUCAAGAAGUGCCGGACAAGCCCGGAUGCCUUUGUCCAGCUUGCUCUCCAGCUGGCACACUACAAGGACAUGGGCAAAUUUUGCCUCACGUACGAGGCCUCCAUGACCCGGCUCUUCCGCGAAGGGAGGACGGAGACUGUGCGUUCCUGUACCACUGAGUCAUGCAACUUUGUGCUCGCCAUGGUGGACCCCACCCAGACGGUGGAGCAGAGACUCAAGUUGUUCCAGAUUGCAUCCGAGAAGCAUCAACAUCUGUACCGCCUCGCCAUGACUGGCUCUGGGAUCGACCGCCACCUCUUCUGUCUUUAUGUGGUUUCCAAAUACCUGGCCGUCGAUUCCCCCUUCCUGAAGGAAGUCUUAUCAGAGCCUUGGAGAUUAUCGACCAGCCAAACUCCUCAGCAGCAGGUGGAGCUGUUUGAUUUGGAGAGGAAUCCGGAAUAUGUGUCCAGCGGAGGGGGCUUUGGGCCGGUUGCUGACGAUGGUUAUGGUGUAUCGUACAUCCUUGUGGGAGAGAACCUCAUCAAUUUCCAUAUAUCUUCUAAGUUCUCCAGCCCUGAGACCGACUCGCAUCGCUUCGGGAAGUACCUGAAACAGGCCAUGAGUGACAUCAUCAGUUUAUUUGGGUUCAGCUCCAACUCCAAAAAAUAAUUCCAUUAGAGCCGCCGUGAAGGAAAACGAGCUCUUCGGAUAAAAACCAAAUGAAAAAUAGCUGUGGAUCCUGAUCGUAGUUCAGGAUGAAAAAUUGCUCUACAAAACUCAGAAGUUUUCCUUCCAAGGGUUUGAUGUUUUUCUUUGUAUAGAACAGUAGGUCUCAACCAUGUGAAGUAAAACUCCACUACUUCCUGGCAAGUCCUGACUUUGAGAAAGUUUGAUAAAAUCCCCUCCCCCCAACCCCCCCCCCCCCCCGAAAGCUUUUGCAUCUUCCUGGGCUUCCUGAGGGACGAAAAUAUGAUUGAGCUAAUUAAGGGAGUAGUGGGGUUGUGACUUCACACAUUGGAAAUGCGAGUGGCACGUUUCCUUGGUGGUGACCAAAUACCUGGUACUUAAACGGGCAUUUACUUUAACCGGAGCUUGUUUUGUUCAGAGAGGAAAGCAUCUGAGCUUUGGAGAUGGGGACCUUUCGUAGCUGAUGCAUAUAUAAUGCACUAACUGAAACGCUGUGCUUUUGGAAACAGUUUUUGUUGCUGUGGGUAACCCUGUCCUCAUUUGCCUCUCCGUGCUUUGAAGCAAGUAGUAUGCCACACAUGUUUAGUUUUACUGACUGAGCAAGUUGUCAAAACCCAGUGCCUUAACAAUGCAGGGCCCUAAGUGAAAGGGAGACCGUGGGGAAGAUUUACUGUGUCGGGUCUGCAGGUAGAAUCAUGAGUGUCUUACUCCCUUCCAAGUUUAUGGAGUGGGUGACCUGAAAAAGUGUUUCCUAUGGUUUCCUUCCCCCUAGAAAGACCAGUUCCCUCCUGAGGGCAGCUGGCCUGGAUCCCCCCCAGUCAGACCACCUUCUUCGUAUCAUUAAGCAACAAAAGAAAAGUGUGUGUGUGUGUGUGUGUGUGUGUGUAUACACACAUGUAUGUGUGUGAGAAAUGGGGAGCAAGGGAUGUUGUGGUUAAAUGUGAGGUGUCUGGAGCAGUUGCUGCAGAAUGAAGGGUAAGCUGUGCCUCAGGACUGCUGCUUAUCCAGGCUGACAGCAAGGAGGGCAUGACGUUUACCACUGAUGAAGGAACAAAGCUUGAGAAAUAGAAAUAACCUCAGAAUGGUCAGGAGAGUGCAGUGCCAGCAGGCCCUGGGAGUGCUUCCCAGUCCCACCUGGCAAGAGAGAACCACGUUCCUUCCCAGAAGAGAUGGAGGUAGAUGGACAUGGUAGGCCACAUCAUCUCGGUGACUGAUGAAGAUGCUGUGGGUGACAGGUGCUAGGUUGAACACAGUCUGCCCUUUAGAUGGGUGUGCCUUUAUUGAAAGUGUCUGAGUGACCAAAAAGCAAUUAUGCACUGAAUUGUCUUCAGUAUUUAAUGUAAAAAUAAAGCAUCAUGGAAUGAAAAGACCCACCACUGCCUCUGGGCUGUAAUGACAAGCUUAGCUGUCCAUUUUUAAAACUCUGUAUUUAUUUUUCUGACCACUUUGUUCUGAUGGGGUCGUGCACUCCAGUGAUACAAUGACCAGGCUGGGCUGUUGGAAGAGAGAGGGGCGCUUGCUGCAGAGCACAUGUGUUUUAUUUCCAUAUAUGUUGUCAUGUAAAAAUCCCACCUAAAUGGGCCAAAGAUUUUUUUUUUCUCUUAAAAGCAAGAAGGAAUGAAAACAGACAAAAAAGCUAAAAUGAAAACCAACAACUAUGCUAUCAACACCCCCCAGCCCCCAUUCAUCUGUGGUUCACAGUUAAGGAGGUUGUGGGGGGAGGAGCCCACUCUGCCCCAGGGCAGGCGUGGCUUCCAGUCAAAGCUGGAUCAGUCGCUGUCGGAGCCACAUCAAUCCUGUGCUAUUGACCACUGACCUUAGUGUUCACAUGUGAAUUCAAACGUUGACGUGUAGCACUUAAACAUAUUUGGGCUUGUUUCUCAGGUUUAAAUAUUUCAAAUGUAAUUAAUUGUUUUAACCAGUGCAGUUAUCAAUGCAAUUUUAUAUUUCCUAAAAGAAGGAAGAGUGGGUUUUUAUUGUACAUGUUGAAAAGAAGAGGGAAGAGUAUUAUGUAUUUAAUUUAAUUUGGAAUAAGCCAUAGUCUUAAAGAGCUGUGGUUUGAAUUUGUUAUCUUGGGCUGUCCACUGCAUGUAGAUACAAUAUGCUCUUUUGGAUGUAAAUCUGAGAACUGCAGUAUGAAUGUUAUCAUUAAUAAAACAUUAAUCCCA